Elaeis guineensis (African oil palm) is the source of this 651-nucleotide messenger RNA. Lineage: Eukaryota; Viridiplantae; Streptophyta; Magnoliopsida; Arecales; Arecaceae. The record is from RefSeq and is a predicted model, not a curated record.
UAUAAAUAUAUGUGUAUGGAUAGUAUUGUUCUCACUCCCCUUUGUCCAUGCACCAAGACUAGCAGGUCUGAAUCUGAGAUUAGAUUUGGACCGGCCGUUGGAGGGGAGGAGAGCAACUUCUCCAGCUACCAGCCCAUAGCCACUCCUCUCCAUCCGUCUUUAUCUCCCAACAAAAAUCAUCUCUCCCACUGCGACUCCUCUCCUCUUCUCCAAACCAUGACUCUUUCGCCGCUGUUUGUUAGAUCUGUGGUGAGGCUGGUGGGGUUGCUGGUGAGUCGGCCGGCGGCGUCGGUGACGACCAUCCUGUACUACAGCCGUGUGCUGCCGAGGAACCGCAGCUUGGAGCGGUUGGUCCGCGACGAUCUGCUAGACGAUGAGAACUACCUCUUCCAUUUUCUAAUCAGCAUGCUGAGGUGCUUCUGGUAGAUUUCAUCAGGAAUAUUCUGGUGGUGAUCAUUUAACUGGUGGGGGAUGAAUUAUUUAGAUUAGGUUCUUGGGAGAUGAAAAUUAAGCUGGCUAGCUAGCCUCCUUCUAUUGUCUUUUUUUUGUUUUCAUCUUCCAUACGAAUUAAUUUCCUGCAAGCAUGAACGCUUUGUAGGUUCCCUCUUUAUACUCACCGUUUUUAAUGAGAAAACUUGUUGGGGCUGAGAA